AUGGUGUUUGUCGACGCGACCAACAUCCCGCUGUACAACAAUCUCAAGGAGCAGCUGUCGUGUUUUGCGGAUGAAGUAAUCCGGGACUCCAUCGACGGAGUGUUCAUCCUGGAGAAACGCUGCAAAGCCAUCAUCGACACGCUGUUCCCGGAAAUGAGCGUCUUGGUGGCAAACGAGUAUGAGCUGAUCGUGCGCCGGGUCGUCAAGUACAUGCUCCCGGCCAAGUUUCUCGGGGUGGACAUGCGGCAGGUGCACCGAACGAUCGAUCUAACCCGAUCGAUGAUCAAGCACGCCUUUGUGAUACUGGAGAGCCACUUCCUGUACGACGACGACAGCUAUCGGAAGCUGUUGGCAGUGGAGUACUGGCUAAGGACGUUCGAGAACAACAUUCGAUCGACGGAAGCAACGACGAGAGCGAACUGUUCCUGUCGUUGAUCGGAGCGUUGAACGGUACGAGUGAUUCAAACGAUCACAAGAAAACGACACGCGCGAAGCGAUCGUCACAGAAGAA
Aedes aegypti (yellow fever mosquito) is the source of this 511-nucleotide messenger RNA. RefSeq lists its product as uncharacterized. The record is from RefSeq and is a predicted model, not a curated record. The coding region runs from base 1 to 435 and encodes 144 amino acids. NCBI's taxonomy places the organism in Eukaryota, Metazoa, Arthropoda, Insecta, Diptera, Culicidae. The transcript has 3 exons.